This is a messenger RNA of Perca fluviatilis (European perch), 3270 nucleotides long. RefSeq names its product protein ANTAGONIST OF LIKE HETEROCHROMATIN PROTEIN 1-like. The record is from RefSeq and is a predicted model, not a curated record. Bases 110 to 1546 code for a protein of 478 amino acids. NCBI's taxonomy places the organism in Eukaryota, Metazoa, Chordata, Actinopteri, Perciformes, Percidae. The transcript is spliced from 6 exons.
ACAUCUGGUAGAGGAUUACAUUUAAUUAAACAAAAUAUUUAAAAGAUACACACAAGAGAAUUCAACGUCAUAAAGAGGCGACGUUAAGUUUGUUUACCGCCAGUUCAACAUGGAGGAUUCCUCCGUAACAGCCGCUCUGCUCUGCUCCGUGGUCAGCCUGUCCGGGUCCCCGGUGCCCCCCCCGGUGUCCGGUACCGGGCUGUCGGAGCUGUGGCGGCUCCAGGCGGCCGUGCUGAGGCGGGGCAGGGCCCGGGAGAUGCUGCAGCGGGACCGGAGGAGGAGGCAGUAUCUCCGGAGGAGGAGGGCGUUCCUGCUCUCCUCCAUCACCGCCAUCCUGAGCCUCAUCUCGGCCAGCAGCAGCAGACACGUCUGGGUCCGGAACCGGACCCCCGGACACAACUUCUGGGCCCAGGCCCAGACCUUCGACCAGGACGAGUGGAAGGCCCAGUUCCGUGUGUCCCGGGACACCUUUGACUACCUGCUGGACCGGAUCGGCCCGGCUAUCAGGCGCCGGCGGACCAACUACCGCGCGCCCAUCGAGCCGCGGCGCCGCCUGGCCAUCACGCUGUGGUGGCUGGCCCGGUCCGGGGAGUACCGGUCCAUCGCCGGGCUGUUCGGAGUGGGCAUCGCCACGGUGUGUGUCAUCGUCAGGCAGGUGACCUGGGCCAUCGUGGAGCGGCUGUACCGGCGCGUGGUGUCUCUGGCCGGCGGCUGGACGCCACCAUGGCGGCCUUCAGGGACCGCUGCUACCCGCAGUGCGCCGGCGCCAUCGGCAGCACUCACAUCCCCAUCGCCCCCCCCAGGGACAACCCAGACCACUACCUCAACCGGGGGGGGUGGCACUCGGUGGUGCUGCAGGCCGUGGUCGACCACAACGCCUGGUAACAUCUGCAGAGACAACGCCGGCAGUGUUGACGGCAGAAUAGGCUCCAGAAUAUUUCCUUCUGGAUUGACAGGUGUGUUUUUGUUCCCCAACAGUUUCACGGACGUGUACGCUGGCUGGCCCGGCGGGACCAGCAGCGCCGCGGUGCUGUCCAGCUCAGACCUGUACCUGAAGGCAGAGGACCGGCCGGACGGUUACCUGUUCCCCCGACAGAACUCCGUGGUGUGUGACGGCGUGGAGAUCCCCGUGCACCUGAUCGGCGACGCCUCCUUCCCUCUGAAGCCGUGGCUGAUGAAGAGCUACCCCCCCGAGCAGCAGCGCCAGUCGGCCGAGCGCCGCCGCUUCUCGUCCAGCCUGGCGGCGGCGCGCUGCGUGGUCCACGCCGCCUUCACGCGGCUGCGAGGCCGCUGGCGCUGCCUGCUGAAGAAGAGCGACGUGGACGUGUCCGUGAUGCCGCGCGUGGUGGCGGCGUGCUGCGUGCUGCACAACGUCUGCCAGAGCCGGCGGGACGCCUUCCUCCCCGAGUGGGACGCCGACAUCUCGCCGCCCGCCAACGGCCUGAGACAGCCGCACGCCGAGACGCACGCCGGAGACACGUACUGCACCGCCGAGGUCAUCAGAGACACGCUGGCUCACAACAUGACCACUAUACUGCAGUACUGAUACUAUACUGCAGUACUGAUACUAUAGAUACUAUACUGCAGUACUGAUACUAUACUGCAGUACUGAGUACAUGUACUGCACCGCCGAGGUCAUCAGAGACACGCUUGCUUACAACAUGCUGACUAUACUGCAGUACUGAUACUAUACUGAAGUACUGAUACUAUACUGCAGUACUGAUACUAUACUGCAGUACUGAUACUAUACUGCAGUACUGAGUACAUGUACUGCACCGCCGAGGUCAUCAGAGACACGCUUGCUUACAACAUGCUGACUAUACUGCAGUACUGAUACUAUACUGAAGUACUGAUACUAUACUGCAGUACUGAUACUAUACUGAAGUACUGAUACUAUACUGCAGUACUGAUACUAUACUGCAGUACUGAGUACAUGUACUGCACCGCCGAGGUCAUCAGAGACACGCUCGCUUACAACAUGCUGACUAUACUGCAGUACUGAUACUAUACUGAAGUACUGAUACUAUACUGCAGUACUGAUACUAUACUGCAGUACUGAGUACACGUACUGCACCGCCGAGGUCAUCAGAGACACGCUGGCUCACAACAUGCUCACUAUACUGCAGUACUGAUACUAUACUGAAGUACUGAUACUAUACUGCAGUACUGAUACUAUACUGCAGUACUGAUACUAUACUGCAGUACUGAGUACACGUACUGCACCGCCGAGGUCAUCAGAGACACGCUGGCUCACAACAUGCUGACUAUACUGCAGUACUGAUACUAUACUGAAGUACUGAUACUAUACUGCAGUACUGAUACUAUACUGCAGUACUGAGUACACGUACUGCACCGCCGAGGUCAUCAGAGACACGCUCGCUUACAACAUGCUGACUAUACUGCAGUACUGAUACUCAACAUGCUGACUAUACUGCAGUACUGAUACUCAACAUGCUGACUAUACUGCAGUACUGAUACUCAACAUGCUGACUAUACUGCAGUACUGAUACUCAACAUGCUGACUAUACUGCAGUACUGAUACUCAACAUGCUGACUAUACUGCAGUACUGAGGCUCAACAUGCUGACUAUACUGCAGUACUGAUACUAUACUGCAGUACUGACGCUCAACAUGCCGACUAUACUGCAGUACAGAGGCUCAACAUGCCGACUAUACUGCAGUACAGAGGCUCAACAUGCCGACUAUACUGCAGUACUGAUACUAUACUGCAGUACUGAGUCUCAACAUGCCGACUAUACUGCAGUACUGAUACUAUACUGCAGUACUGAGUCUCAACAUGCCGACUAUACUGCAGUACUGAGGCUCAACAUGCUGACUAUACUGCAGUUCUGAUACUAUAGAUAAAUAUAACUUUAUUAAUGCAGGAUUUUAAUGUUUUUAUUAACAAAGAGGAAAAAGACAGACAGCCCUCUAACUGUCCCAACAGCAGUGAGAAUAACUUUAUUAACACGCUGAUUAAUAACAGGACAGAGAGAAUAACUUUAUUAACACGCUGAUUAAUAACAGGACAGAGAGAAUAACUUUAUUAACACGCUGAUUAAUAACAGGACAGAGAGAAUUACUUUAUUAACACGCUGAUUAAUAACAGGACAGAGAAUAACUUUAUUAACACGCUGAUUAAUAACAGGACAGAGAGAAUAACUUUAUUAACACGCUGAUUAAUAACAGGACAGAGAAUAACUUUAUUAACACGCUGAUUAAUAACAGGACAGAGAGAAUAACUUUAUUAACACGCUGAUUAAUAACAGGA